GAAGCAGACACAGAUGAGAACCAAGGAACCCUAAAUUUUGAAGAAUUUUCUGUGUUUUACAAGAUGAUGUCCUUACGUCGAGAUCUCUACUUGUUGCUCUUAAGCUACAGUGACAAGAAGGAUCACCUCACUGUUGAAGAACUUGCUCAGUUUCUGAAGGUGGAACAAAAGAUGAAUAAUGUGACGCCAGAGUAUUGUCUUGAUAUCAUACAGAAGUUUGAAGUCUCCGAAGAAAACAAGAAGCAAAAUGUUCUUGGGAUUGAAGGUUUCACCAACUUCAUGCGCAGCCCUGCCUGCGAUAUAUUUAACCCACUGCAUUGUGAAGUGCAUCAGGAUAUGGACCAGCCCCUCUGUAACUACUUUAUUGCUUCGUCUCACAACACGUACCUGACAGGAGACCAGCUGCUGUCCCAGUCCAGGGUGGAGAUGUAUGCGCGGGUGCUGCAGGAUGGUUGUCGGUGUAUUGAAGUGGAUUGCUGGGAUGGUCCAGAUGGAGAGCCAGUAGUGCACCAUGGCUAUACCCUUACUUCUAAAAUACUCUUCCGUGAUGUGGCCGAAACUAUCAAUAAAUAUGCCUUCAUCAAAAAUGAGUUUCCAGUGAUACUGUCUAUUGAAAACCACUGCAGUAUUCAACAGCAAAAGAAGAUCGCUCAGUACUUGAAGGAGAUACUUGGUGACAAACUCGACUUGUCAUCUGUAGUCACUGGAGAUUCCAGACAGCUUCCCAGCCCUCAAAAUCUGAAAGGGAAAAUCCUCGUGAAGGGUAAAAAGUUGCCAUACAGCCUUGGAGCAGAUGCUGAGGAAGGAGAAGUUUCAGAUGAGGAUAGCGCCGAUGAAAUUGAAGACGACUGCAAGUUAAAGGCCUGCUAUAGUAAUGGUGCAACUGAGCACCAGGUGGAAUCUUUUAUAAGAACAAAACUGGAAUCUCUGAUAAAAGAAUCCCAAAUCAGGGACAAAGAAGAUCCCGACAGCUUCACUGUGAGAGCGCUGCUAAAGGCAACUCACGAGGGUUUAAAUGUUAACCUGAAGCAGAACCUGGACAUGAAAGAAGGUGGAAAAAAGUCUCAUAGUCGAUCAUUAAUGGGCAACUUCGGGAAACACAAAAAAGCUGUGAAGGCAGCAUCCAAAUACCACAGUGCAUCAGAUGAUGAAGAAAGCCAGCAAAACUCUUCUGGAAAGGACACAGGGCAGCUCCACAGACUGGCUCGUCGAAGAAAAACGGUGAAGCUGUGCCGAGCUCUGUCUGACCUCGUGGUGUACACGAACUCUGUGGCAGCCCAGGAUAUUGUCGAUGAUGGAUCAACAGGGAACGUGCUGUCAUUCAGCGAAACAAGAGCCCACCAAGCAGUGCAGCAGAAGGCCGAACAGUUUAUGCUUUACAACCAGAAACAGCUUACAAGGGUCUAUCCAUCAGCCUACCGGAUUGACUCCAGCAAUUUCAAUCCUUUACCCUACUGGAAUGUUGGUUGCCAGUUAGUGGCACUAAACUACCAAUCCGAGGGACGCAUGAUGCAAUUAAAUGAUGCAAAAUUUAGGGUAAAUGGCAACUGUGGUUAUGUCCUCAAACCUCAGCAGAUGUGCAAAGGCACAUUCAACCCCUACUCUGCUGAUCCACUUCCUGCGAGUCCCAAAAAGCAGCUUAUUCUGAAAAUCAUCAGUGGACAGCAGCUACCUAAGCCUCCUGACUCCAUGUUAGGAGACAGAGGAGAGAUAAUAGAUCCCUUUGUCGAGGUGGAAGUUAUUGGGUUACCUGUUGACUGCUGUAAAGAUCAAACCAGGGUGGUUGACGACAAUGGGUUUAAUCCUGUUUGGGAGGAGACACUCACUUUUACCAUCCACAUGCCUGAGAUAGCUUUGGUGCGAUUUCUUGUUUGGGACCAUGACCCUAUUGGGCGAGACUUUGUUGGACAAAGAACUCUGGCCUUUAGCAGUCUCGUGCCUGGUUAUCGUCAUGUAUAUUUAGAAGGACUGACAGAAGCAUCCAUAUUUGUCCAUAUAACCAUUAAUGAGAUCUAUGGAAAGUGGAGCCCUUUAAUCCUCAAUCCCAGUUACACAAUAUUGCACUUUCUAGGAGCCACAAAGAAUAAGCAGCUGAUAGGACUCAGAGGGCUGUUUAACAAGAACCCUAAGCACAAUUCUGCUGAAGCCAGCGGGCACUAUGUACGGAAGCGAUCUAUUGGCGAUCGAAUUCUCCGACGCACAGCCAGUGCACCAGCAAAAGGUAGAAAGAAAAGUAAGAUGGGUUUUCUGGAAGCUACUGAAAUUAAAGACAGUGCAUCUGAACCGACAGACUUGAAAGACAAAGAAGGAGUUGUAAGGCGUACAAGCCGAAGUUUGCAAGCGCGUCCUGCUUCUAUGCCCGUGGAGAAAUAUCUUCUUGUAGGACUUCCGUGCCCAGAAGAUGCAACUGCCCAAGAUGCCAAAGGAAAAGAAAACGCAUCUGCCAACAGUGAUGACAAUACAAAUGAGAAGGAAACAAACUUGGAAGAAUCUGUUUUUCCGUGUUCUGAGAAAAACCCAAAUGCUUCAAAUUUGACAUUUCAAUUUAAGAAGGAGAAUGACCAGCAGGAGACUACAGAUGACCCUUUAGUACCACCCCUACAGGAGCAAGCUGAACAUUUAGGUUUUGCAAGUGGUGCAGCUGAAACCAAUUGUCUCACAGGCUAUCGGGAAAAUAAUGUUUCUGAUGAAACUGUCCAUCUAAUGCAGGACACCGAAUUUGAAGUUUCCACAGAAAAAACACAUGACAAAAACUGUGCAGACAAAAAAAGGGAAGAUGACACAGAAGGGUAUAGGGAGGAGAAAAUAACUCUAGUGGGGACUUCUCUUUCUCAGAAAGCAGAGAUGGAAAAUCACAAAUAUGACAUCACCAAGAAAAGCACUGCAGCACCUCUUUCUUUGGCAGAUGUAUCUGCCACCAUUUGCUCUGAGCUUCCUGAUUUGCACUCCACUUUAACCAUGCAAGACAGUGACAUUUCUCGCCUUAUAGAUGAAGUCUCUUUAGCGAACGAGAGCGAGAUGGAUAGCGCUGUCUCAGCUCUGAUCGGACAGUUUGACGUCACGGAUGACCAAAGUAAUCUUACUGCGGUCUCAAGCCUCCAUGGCGCCAGCAACCAGACCUUCAGUGUGAUGGCUACACACCCACACAUGCUCUCUGCGGGUCUUGACAGUCCCUGUAAGCACAACUUUACUGCCACAAAACCCAUCAAAUCCCCUUUAUUCUCAACUCCAGACACCACCGUGUUCUCCAGCCCUGAGACUGCAGAGUAUUCUGCGUACACCAUUAUCCAUGAGGCAACUCUUACACCAACUUCUGAAUGUAAGACCCACAGCCAAUUAGUUUGCAAGCAAAACUUAAACAGUAUAGAAAAUAACCUGCCUGGCUGCCCUUGUCCUUCAUCUCUCUCCUUGCUCAAUGCAAAUCCCGAAACAAAAUGUGGAACAAGCUGGGAAACCCCCGAGUCUGCCAGUUCUUUUGCUUCCAACAGCCUCAUCUUUGAGGAGACACUUGUUGACCCUCCCACGGGUGAGAAUUCAGAAAGCAGCAGUCUUGUAGAAGUAGAUGGGGAUUCUCAAGAUCUCUUGGUAACUGCGUGUGAGUACAAAAGGGAAGACAUGAGCCAGCUGGCUUCCCCUCUGAGACUGAGGCAGAAGCAGGAUCCUGGUCAUGGUGGUGAGAGGACCUCUGGGAACAGCGUGACUGCUGGGCGCUGUGCUGCUGCCCUGGCCUGCUCGGAUAACUUCAGGACUGCAAGGAAUCAGCUCCCUUUUCCAGUGUGUGAAAAUGUUGGCUUUUUAUAUCAUCAUCUUUCUGAUAAGCAGAAAAAUGUAACAUGUACCUCCGAGACAUCCCAGCUCAACACGCACUCCCCAGCGUUCAAAACCGCUCUGGCUUUCCCAGCUCCUUCGGCCAUCAAGCAGACCAGCCCUUGCAAAUCCAAGAGUCUCGGUGAUUUGACAUCAGAGGAUAUUUCCUGCAAUUUUGAAAGUAAGUAUCAAUACAUAAGUAAAAGCUUUAUCUCAUCAGGCAUGAGAGACAAGAAACUUGCUGCUAUGAAGAACAUGAGACCACAUUCCACGGAUGCUCUGACGGAACAGCUGAGGAAGCUGGUGUCCCUGGACCAGGAGGACAGCCGUCAAACGCUCUACUCCAGGCAGAUCGAUGAAGACUGCCCAAAGGCGCUGGUCAGAAAACUCUCGUCCAGAAGCCAGAGCAGAGUGCGCAAUAUAGCCAGCCGUGCCAAGGAGAGGCAGGAGGCCGCCAGCAAGCAAAAACCUUCCAACACAAGCAGCAUAGCUGGGGUCGUCCUCCGGAACAAGCCUUCUGCAUCUCCCCACAUUAUCAACAGGCACUCGACAGGCUCGUACAUAGCCCGGUACCUGAACGGCUUCCCUGGGGAGGACGGGGAGGGCCGAGGAAUACCGGAGGGCGCGUGCGCUGCCUUGCAUUACGGCUGCGGUGACCAGUUGUAUGCACACGAGUCUGUUCUGCAGCUGGAACCCAACAGCGAUGAUAAGCCGGAAAUU
Molecule: messenger RNA, 4527 nt
Organism: Pterocles gutturalis (yellow-throated sandgrouse)
Lineage: Eukaryota; Metazoa; Chordata; Aves; Pterocliformes; Pteroclidae
Gene: PLCH1
Product: phospholipase C, eta 1
Exons: 19
Biological process (GO): lipid metabolic process; phosphatidylinositol-mediated signaling
Molecular function (GO): phosphatidylinositol-4,5-bisphosphate phospholipase C activity
Source: RefSeq, a predicted model, not a curated record